Messenger RNA from Eimeria mitis, 1047 nucleotides. RefSeq lists its product as uncharacterized. Lineage: Eukaryota; Apicomplexa; Conoidasida; Eucoccidiorida; Eimeriidae. Bases 1 to 1047 code for a protein of 348 amino acids. The transcript has 2 exons. The record is from RefSeq and is a predicted model, not a curated record.
AUGCUUACUUAUACACCUUACACUGAAAUGUUUCCUAAACGCGCCAGCAUCAGUCUUUCUCAGGCAUCCGAGACGUGGGGCCAAAAUGCAAACGGAACAAAAGCAGCAGAGCUUUCCAAUGUUUAUCCACAGCUUGGAUAUCUCGGUGAAGUCGAUCCGAACUUAAUUCUGCAGCUGCUCAGCGGGCGCAUGGCUAUCAAUGUUGAGGGUGAGCAGAUUCCCUUCAGCUCCACAGUGCCAUCAACCCCAGCACCCGAAAAGCCUGAAAAGCCAGAAAAGCCUGAAAAGCCAGAAAAGCCUGAAAAGCCAGAAAAGCCUGAAAAGCCAGAAAAGCCUGAAAAGCCAGAAAAACCUGAAGAGCCGGAAAAACCUGAAGAGCCAGAAAAACCUGAAGAGCCAGAAAAGCCAGAAAAGCCCGAGGAGCCUGAGAAGCCUGAGAAGCCAGAAAAACCUGAGAAGCCAGAAAAACCUGAGAAGCCAGAAAAACCUGAGAAACCCGAGAGGCCUUGCAAACCCGAAAAGCCCGAGAAACCCGACAAGCCAUGCAAGCCAGAGAAGCCAGAGAAACCCGAGAAACCCUGCAGACCCGAAAAGCCCGAGAAACCCGACAAGCCAUGCAAGCCAGAGAAGCCAGAGAAACCCGAGAAGCCUUGCAGACCCGAGAAGCCUGAGAAACCCGAGAAGCCUUGCAAACCCGAGAAGCCUGAGAAGCCUUGCAAACCCGAGAAGCCUGAGAAGCCUUGCAAACCCGAGAAGCCUGAAGAGCCUUGCAAACCCGAGAAGCCUGAGAAACCCGAGGAGCCUUGCAAGCCCGAGAAGCCCGAGAGGCCGCCUCACUCCCCAUGCCCACCAAAAAAUGAUCAUCAUCACUACCAUCACCAUCACCAUUACAUUCACGGCCUUUUCCCCCCUCCGCACCACACCACCACAACUACCUGCAAGCCUUCCACUGCUCCCCCCCCUUGCCACACCACCACAACUACCUGCAAGCCUUCCACUGCUCCAACGUUUGAGUCGGACUCUUACUUCUUAGCUCCAGUCGCUUAA